AUGCCUGAAAAGUCGGCAAGAAAAGUUCAUCAACAAAAAGCACCUCCCAACCCACUGGCGAGUAGGCAGCCCACCAAAGCAAAACGACCAGCACCGAGUGUGAUCGCUCAGAUUGACAAGGGUUUGCCUUCAAAACUGAAGCGUCAGCGUACCUUUGUGAAUGAGGAUGAUGGGGAUGAUUCUAGUGGCCAUGGUAGCGACUCAGAGGACUUGCGACCUGAAAAAACUCAAGGCCAUCCUAAAAAACUCUCUCGCACUUAUGCGAUGCACGAUGUGACUGCGAUGUUCGCCGAGUCUGAUGAAGAUCUUGAGGACAAGCCAAAUGGCAUUGAUACUGAUGCUGACUGCGAGGAGAGUGAGGGUGAAGGGCCAGAGGCCACUGCCUUGAUGCUCUCAGAUGAGGUGCCUUUGCUUGUGACCAACAAUGUCAAGCCUGUUCAAUCAUGUGGCAACUCCCAAUCCACCAGAAAGCAAAAACAAGCUGAGGAGACUCCAAUAUGGCGCGAUGUUGACGACGCUGUCUCAGAGUCUGUUGAAGAAUCUACUACUCGUGGCGAUUCCUUGGAACCUCACUCCAGUGACAUUGAAGUUGUCCCAAAGGUCACCUCUGCAGCUCGAUUCAAGUUAGCUGAGACAAUCGCUUCUCUCGUUCAAAUGGAGAAAGGAAAUGUUAAAUUGCUUGAUCAAAACCUGGAGACUCAGCUAGUAGUCCGGGAUGCCAUUAUUGACGCUAAAGGUCACAUUAUCUUCGUCAAUGCUUACCCUGAGCUCGUCAACAAAAACCAGGUAGCACUCCAGUCUUUGCUAACGGUGGCCAAGAAUCGCAGCAUAAAAGCCAUCAAAAAACAUCUUCAAACAGAUGCUCAGUAUGCUGCUCACCUUGGUAGCUUGGUGGAGCCCCGGAUCCCAUUAUUGCGGCAUGAUCUGAAAGUCGCUGCAAGUGCAAACAUCAAUAGCUACUUCCGUCUCAGCAACAACAUAGUCAAGGCAAAAAAACUUAUGGAGCAGCAUGCAUAUGUAUACGUGUUGAGGUUUGAUCUCAAGAUCUUCGCAACACUCAGGAGCGGGUUCUUUAUCAUAUUCCCAUAUCUUUGCUCCUUCGCCAACACUCAGGAGCAGUCCAACGACAAUACUUUGCCCAUCAGGAAAAGGCCCUACCAGGAUGAACUACUCAUUUUUCUGUUGCGCGACAGAGUCUUCGAUGGUGCGAAGUCCAUUGAUGUCAAAUUUGCGGCGCGUUUUGUCAAAAUUGCGAGAAACAAGUGCAAUCGCCCUGAAGUCCCCAUUCCAUUGCUGGCGCUUGUGGCAACAGCAAUCUAUGUGGCCCUUUUCUGGAAGACGUUGGGUUCACCAGGAAAGUUUAACUUUUCUGGGAAUCAAUUCAGUGAAACAUAUAUUUUCCAUGUCAAGUUCCUUGAGAGUUUGAAGAAGAAUGCACCUGGAAAGUUUCAUUGUAUGAUGGCUGACAUUUUCGAAGCUGUACAGGCUUUGGAACAUAAGGGCAAUGAUCAUCUCGCCAGUGAGCAUCAAAAUGCUCUGUUGCUACUCGACCUGGAGGACAUGGCCGACGAUUAG
Molecule: messenger RNA, 1575 nt
Organism: Suillus fuscotomentosus
Lineage: Eukaryota; Fungi; Basidiomycota; Agaricomycetes; Boletales; Suillaceae
Exons: 10
Coding region: 1-1575 (524 amino acids)
Source: RefSeq, a predicted model, not a curated record